Molecule: messenger RNA, 2181 nt
Organism: Pyrgilauda ruficollis (rufous-necked snowfinch)
Lineage: Eukaryota; Metazoa; Chordata; Aves; Passeriformes; Passeridae
Product: leucine-rich repeat transmembrane protein FLRT1-like
Exons: 4
Molecular function (GO): protein binding
Source: RefSeq, a predicted model, not a curated record
AUGGCACCUGGGCACUGGGUGAAGGGCACCUGGGGCAUCUCUGUCACUGUGUCUGGGGCACCUGGCAGCUCUGCCAGCAGGUACAGGCACCUGGGCACCAGCACCACCAUCACCAUCAUCAUCCUCACCCUGCUGAGCCCCGCGCGCUCCUGCCCGGCCGUGUGCCGCUGCUCCGGCGGCCGCGUCUACUGCAACGACCGCGGGCUGACGGCCGUGCCCGAGGGGCUCCCUCCCGGUGCCACCACGCUGUUCCUGCAGAACAACCGCAUCGGCGACGCGGGCAUCCCGGCUCGCCUGGGCCGGCUGCCGGCGCUGCGGGUGCUUUACCUGUACGCCAACGCGCUGGAGCAGCUGCCGGCUCACCUGCCGCCGGCGCUGCGGGAGCUGCACCUGCAGGAGAACAACGUGCGCGGCCUCUGCCGCCGGGCGCUGGCCCGGGCGCCGCUGCUCGAGCGCCUGCACCUGGACGAUAACUCGGUGUCGGCGGCCGGCAUCGAGGAGGACGCGUUCGCCGAGAACCGCCGGCUGCGCCUCCUCUUCCUCUCCCGCAACCACCUGAGCAGCGUCCCCGCGGGGCUGCCGCCGGCGCUGGAGGAGCUGCGGCUGGACGACAACCGCAUCCACACCAUCCCGCUGCGGGCCUUCGAGGGGCUGCCGGCGCUGCGGCGCCUGGUGCUGGACGGGAACCUGCUGGCGAACCAGCGCAUGGCCGACGACACCUUCAGCCGCCUGGGCAACCUCAGCGAGCUGUCGCUCGGUCGGAACGCGCUGGCGGCGCCGCCGGCGAACCUGCCCCGAGCGCGGCUCCGCCGCCUCUCGCUGGCCGCCAACGCCAUCAGCCACGUGCCCGCCGGGGCUCUGGCGAGGAUGAGGGCGCUGGAGAGGCUGGACCUGUCGGACAACAACCUGACCACGCUGCCCCGGGGGCUCUUCGACGACCUGGGCAGCCUGAGCCACCUGGGGCUGCGCAACAACCCCUGGUUCUGCGGCUGUAACCUGGCCUGGCUGCGGGACUGGCUGCGGCGCCGCGCCCCGCCGCGCCUGGAGGUGCGGGGGCUGCUGUGCCAGGCGCCGGCGAGGCUGCGGGGGCUGCCGGUGGGCGAGCUCCGGGGGGAGAUGGACGCCUGCGAGAGCCCGGCCGCGGGUACCGGGACGUCCCCCGGUGCGUCCCCCGCCGCGUCGCCGGUGUCACCGGGAGGAGCCGCCGCCGCCGCGCCGGGGCUCUGGGUGCAGGCGGCUCCCGGGGGGGCGCUGAGGGUGCGGUGGCCGCCGGCUCCUCCCGGGGCGUCGCUGAGGUUGAGCUGGCUGCGGCCCGGGGGGGGAGCCGUGACCGAGACCUUGGUGCGGGGGGAGCGCGGCGAGUACGUGGUGCGGGCGCUGCAGCCCCGGGCCCCGUACCGGGUGUGCCUCGCCGCCCUGGAGCCCCCCGCCGCUCCCCCGCUCUGCGCCCAAGCCCGGGCGGGGGCGGGGACCCCUCGGAGCAGGACGAGCACCCCGCCCCUUUCGUGCAAGCCCCGCCCCUUUCAUGCAAGCACCACCCUCUUUGUGGGAGCCACGCCCCCGAGAACGCCUAUUCCCAGCGAGACCUCCGCGCCGCCAGGGAGCGCGCUCCGUCUCCACCUCGCCCUCCUUUUUCCCCCUCUCCUGUCCUCUGUGACCUGCGCCGCUCGCAACCAAUGGGAGAAGGGGAAAAUUCCAGAAGUCCCAGAGGAACCCAGCCAAUCAGCGCCCAGCGCCGGGAGACUCGCCCAAUGGGAGCGCGCGGGGGCGGGCCGCGAUGCCGGCUUCCGCCGGGGGGCGGCUCUGGGAGAGGGCGCGCCCCGCUGCGCGCGGCAGCCAAUGGGAAGGCGGGAACGCGGGAGAUCAGCCAAUGGGAGCGCCCGCGGGGGCGGGCGGGCGGGGCGCGCGGCCAAUGGGGCGCGGGGGGCGUGGGGCCGGGGGCGCUCCCGGAGCGGGGCCGGCUCCCAGCGGGCUCAGGAGCUGAAGGAGCGGGGGAACCGGGCUCUGGCGGCGGGGGACGUGGGGGCGGCCGUGGGGCACUACUCGGCCGCCAUCGCCCGGGACCCCAACAACCACGUCCUGUUCAGCAACCGCUCGGCCGCCUACGCGCGCCUCGGCGACUACAGCCGGGCCCUGGCCGAUGCCUGCCGCACGCUGGAGCUGCGGCCCGACUGGGCCAAG